AUGAGUCCGGUCAAAGUAAGAGUUUUUUUUUAAUUUUAGGGUAUAGGGGGAAAAAUUUUAUAACGAAUGGCUUGGUGGCAUAAAUUUGUUAUAUGUUGUUACAUAGGCCUUCGUUAUACUGGAGUUUCAGAGUAUUUUAGGUAAUUUUUUUGAAUUUUUAAGCUUAUUUCAGGGGUAAAUUUGGCAUAUUAUGAGCGGUAUAUAGCGUAAAGGACUUGAUUUUUAUAAAAAAAAAUAUUUUUUGUGAGAGAUGGACUUUGAAAAAAAUUUUUGAAAAAAUGUUAACGUGCCUCCCCCCUGUUGCAUUUUGGGAAAAAAAUUGCUAGAAAUUAAAAAAUUUUUUUUUGAAUUUUGAUUAUCUGCCUUUUAAAAGUGUUAAUUUGAUGUUUAGUAAGCCCUAUAACAAGAUUCUGGAAAAUAAAAAGCCUAAUUUCGUUAAAAUACUACUGGUAGAUAAUUGAAUAUCCUGUUGUCAAAGCAGGUGUAAACUAUGAAAAAGUAAAGCAAAGUGAAAAGUUUAGGUAAUUUUGUAAUAAGUUUUUUAGUUUAUAAUAAUUAGGUUUGCACAGCAUGUUUGAGACUUUAUAGUAUAGUUUUUGCUUUCAUGUUAUGACGAAAUCUUUUACAUAUAAAGUUAACGUUUUAAACAUAAAUUUUUAGUUACAAAAUUUGAAGUAAAAAAUUAAAUUUUAAACUAUAAACCUUUAUAUUUCAGUCGCUGGUGAACGAAAACCUUAUCAACUGUAAGAUCCAAGAGCACAAAGUGAAUAGAGAAGAGCGUGCUGCCAUCCUAGGACAUCACGCCGGAUUCCGUGGCUGCACCCUCUGGUUCACUGGUCUCUCUGGUGCCGGAAAGACGACAUUGUCAUUUGCAUUGGAGAAGAUCCUAAUCCAGCUUGGCAUCCCAGCCUACGGUCUCGAUGGUGACAAUGUUCGACAUGGCUUAUGCAAGAACCUCGGCUUCCAAAAGGAGGAGCGUGCUGAAAACAUUCGACGUGUUGCCGAACUCUCCAAACUUUGUGCUGAUAUGGGUAUGGUAAUGUUGGCGUCAUUCAUCUCCCCCUACCGAUGCGACAGAAAUAAUGCCAGAGAGAUUCACGAGAAGGACAACUUGAAAUUCUUUGAAAUCCACGUCAGCACAUCAUUGGAAGUCUGUGAAGCUCGAGACAUUAAGGGCUUGUACAAGAAGGCCAGGUUGGGACAGAUCCGCGGAUUCACUGGAAUCGACGCCGAAUACGAGGUACCUGCCAAGCCGGACCUUACCUUGGAUACCGCUCAACUGUCCGAAGCUGAAUGUGUCAAGAAGUUAUUGAAAUUCUUGGUUGAGGAGGAGAUUCUUCCCAAAGAGGUACGGUUUUUGAUUGUUUUUGUGUUUGAUCAAUAUUCAUAGGACUUAUUUUACAUUAUUAAAAUAGCAAAAACUUUGUUUACAAAGCAAAAUAUGGCAAAAUCUUUCUUUACAAAGUCAAAAAUUCCAAAAACUUUCUUUACAAGCUCAAAAAUGGCAAGAACUUUCUUUACAAGACUUUGAAUUUAUACGUUUCAGCUGUUCGACCACUACAACGAGCCUCCAGUGAAAGAGUUGUUCGUAAAAUCAGAAGAAGAGAAGAAAACAUUGCUCGAAGCUGCCAAAGACGCUCCAGAAGUCGAAAUGGAACUGGUCGACCUCCAAUGGCUUCAAGUUUUGGCCGAAGGCUGGGCCACUCCAUUGACCGGCUUCAUGAGGGAACGACAAUACUUACAAUCACUCCACUUUGAUCAAGUCUUCGACCUCACCAAGAAAUGUGCUCAACUAAAUGGCGGAUCGGCGGAGGUCAGCGAACGAACCCCCCUCUACGAGCCAAUCAGCCAGAGUGUACCAAUUGUACUACCUAUCUCGACGGAACAAAAGGACAAGAUUGGCAAUGCCAAAAUGGUCAAACUGAACUAUAACAGCAAGUUGGUGGCUGUGCUGGAGGAGCCAGAAGUUUUUGUUCACAAUAAAGUGGAGAGAGUGCAAAGACAGUUCGCUUGUACUGACGUGAGACAUCCAGCCGUGGAGAUGAUUUUGAACAGCGGAGAUUGGUGCUUGGGAGGUGAUGUGAAGGUGUUUGACAGAAUUGUGUAAGUUAUUUUGUGUUUUGAGUAAUUUUGAUAGUUUAAAAAUCAUUAUAAAGAUUCGAAAAAAUUGAAUUUUGGGCGGAUAUGGAAAAAUUCUUUUUUGACAUAUUUUGCAAUUUAAAAACAAUUUUUUACAGUUUUUUUGGAACUAAGGACUUUUAAGGCUUUUAGACUAUUUAUUUUUUAUCAAAUCUCUCUGUUCCUUAUACCUAAACUUUAAAUUUUCAGUUACAACGACGGCUUAGAUCAAUACCGCAAGACCCCAAAUGAACUCCGUGCUGAAUUUGCCGAAAAACAGUCAGACUGUGUGUUCGCGUUCCAACUCAGAAACCCCAUCCACAAUGGCCACGCCUUGCUGAUGAGAGAAACCAGGGAAAUGUUGUCUAAACGCUACCAGAAGCCCAUGCUCCUUCUUCACCCACUGGGAGGCUGGACCAAGGACUCAGACGUGCCUUUGGAAAUCAGAAUCCGUCAACACGAGGAAGUCUUAAAGUCGGGAGUUUUGAGCAACGACUGGACUGUCCUAGCCAUCUUCCCAUCGCCCAUGCUAUACGCCGGUCCAACGGAAGUUCAGUGGCACGCAAGGGCACGUGUAGCCGCUGGGGUUUCAGCCUACAUUGUUGGUCGUGAUCCAGCUGGAAUUCAAGACCCAAAAACUGGUGGAUUCUUGUACGACCCAACUCACGGUGCCAAAGUUUUGGCUAUGACUCCAGGAUUGACAGAGUUGGAGAUCAUUCCGUUCCGUGUCGCCGCCUACGACAAGAAGAACGGCUGUAUGGGCUUCUUUGACGAAUCCAGGAAAGAGGACUUUGACUUCAUUUCGGGCACAAGGAUGCGAGGCUUGGCCAGGGCUGGCGAAGAACCACCAGAGGGAUUCAUGGUGCCAGAGGCGUGGACUGUAAGUUUUUAGUUUUUUUCUAGUGCUUAAAAGUGAAAAAAAAGUGUAUUAAUUUAGUCAAAAAAAUAUAAAAAAAUAGUACUAUUUUGGUUCAAACAUACCUAAAAUGGUACCAUUUUCGUCAAAAAGUAUCUAAAAUAGUAAUCUUUUGACCGUAAAACCUUAGUUUUGCUUGUAUCAUACUUAUCUUACCCGUUUCAGGUGCUGGCCGAUUACUACAAAUCCAUUGCUCAAUCAAAAUAA
Bursaphelenchus okinawaensis is the source of this 3241-nucleotide messenger RNA. The record is from the annotation of a GenBank genome assembly. Lineage: Eukaryota; Metazoa; Nematoda; Chromadorea; Rhabditida; Aphelenchoididae.